UCAAAUAGCAGCAUUUUUUUUAUUAUAUAUUCAUAUAUAUUUUGCACAUAUUUCGGAUACAAUAAGGAAUUAAAUGUAUCUGACAGGACACGUAAUUAAAACAAAGGCAGCCCUCAGUCCAGAAGCAGGACAAACAAAACAAAAAAACAAAAAGGAGGGAAGGAAUUUGAUGCUAUUUAAAGAAUAAUAAGAUACCGUGAAUAAAAUGUGACGAUAGCUCCUUUUAAAAUAAUGUGGCAUUUUGACAUCUUUUAAAGGAAUACAGUUCAGUAAAUAACAUAGAUGACUGUGCAAUCUGAAUUUGAGACUUGAAUUUACAGAUGUUACCAAAACAUAACAAAGGGGAGAAUUUGCACUAAUGAAUGUUUGCAAAUCAACUUCUCUGCCGGUAAACCAGAUUACUGUAAUCUUGUUAAUGCGGACAGGUCUCUCCUCACAUUGUAACCACUGUAAACAAGAGGGGGAGACACAAAAACAUGUGCACUAUGCUAAUAAUCUGAAUCACAUCUCUUGCGUAACUAACCAUAUUAUUCUCCUAAAGGUCAAAGGGGCUUUAUCAUAUGUAACGUUUGAUUAAUAAUCCACUGCGUGUAGACUAUUACUCAUAGUCCUUGUACAGUAACAUCAUCCUAAUCAACUGUCCCUGUUCCACUUGUCUGAACCCUUCAGCUUCUCCUGCUUGCUCAGUAGUAAUGUAAUGGCAUUAGGACAAUCCUCUGAGCUAUGGUUAUUUUAGGACUGAUCUGAUAAAAUGAAAUUGACAAACACGCAGAGAAUAGGUGGUAGAGGCGUUCUUUAUGUGCAAGUUGAAAGUUUGUGCACUUCAAACCUUUGUAAACAUAAGUCCGGUCUCUGUUGGGGCAAAGCAGCAGCCUCGACAGCAUGUCCAAACCAGACAAUGUUGUGUUUGUGUAAGGCUGAGAGACAAUCAGGCGGGGGAUGAAGGAGAGGCACGGAGCCAAGGUGCAGCAUGAGGAAACAGUAUCAGCUUGGCUCAGGCUGGCAUGCCCCCACUUUACAAGCCCGGGCUGGAGGGCAUGAGAGGAGAGGGCGGUUAGAGUUUCAUGCACAGCUCUGUACACAACUUAUUGUCCUCGCUGCUGCUGCUGCACAUCUGCCGGAAAUGAAGUCAGGUGCCGCCUCACCUGUCUCCACACGCAUAAGGCACAGCAUUCACCUCGUCCCCCAGGCCACCUCAUCAAACACGUUUAUUGCAUUAAACAUUUUCCCACACACCAGAACCUGGAGAGCGGCACUGCGUGCACGCUUGUGUGAUGAUGUCAAUGCCAGCAUCGCCAUGUUUUCAGCGGGCUCUGUCUAAACAGGCUGCUCUGUAAAGGUAGAUGAGCUGAUAGGAGGCUCGCUCGGUGUGAAACUGCGUGCCCGGCUGCCGUUGCGUAACCAACGCGCCAGGCUGUUGGUUGGUAGCAGUCGAGUUUAUCCGCUUGCGAGGAGGGGGUAAAAAAAAAUGAGAGGGAGGACGGGAUGUGGCGAGAGAUGGAGCGAUCGGAGGGGGCGCACAUCUCCUCACUCGCUCGUGGCUAGAGAGCUGGCAGCGGUACAAAGCUGCUGCUGAACGCAACCUGUGUGGAUAAAGGAUCCUGGUUCACCUCCUUGUUUCCUGCGGCUGAGAGAAGCGGUGAAGGUGGACUACGCUUUUCCUUCGCCUCGGUGUUCCCUAGCCCUUACGCCCUGUCGCAGCGGACAUCGCCGUCGCAGAGGAGCGGCACUGACCCUCUCCCCAGAAACCCAGGAUGGUGACAAACUGAGACUUCUAACGGGACCACUCACCACUGAGAGGCAGACCAUGGCUCCCAUCCUGUUCCUGGCCUUCCUCCUUUCCUUCCUUCGUUUUUCAGACACUCAGACCAUCAUAGGCUCCUCCUCUUCCUUCUCUCUUCCGGACCCGCCUAGUAACUCCUCCCCUUCACCAACUAAGCAGACUGCUCAGUUCUGGCCCUCUUUGCCUCCCAAAGGGCGCACUGAUGUGCCCAUCAGAAUCGCAGUCCGGGAUAGGUCAACGACGACCAACGCAGUGGAGCUGGGACAGAGAGUAACACAUCCAGCCACACAGUUCAGUCCCGCUGUUAUAUCUUCCCCUUCUACGCAAAACCUCAGCAGUGGGCCAAUUGUAGCUCGAACAACUUCCUCCAGGCCCAGGACUGAUACAGCUAGCUUAGCAUUAAGCAGGGCUUUCACAAGGGGAGAUGUUCCUACGAAAGGCUCAAUCCCACCUCGGCCGACUUUGUCUUCAGCUGCUGUUGCUGAACCUGCGGGACAUAAGCCAGUGACAGGAGGCAAUCCAGAGGAGGGCUCGGUCAAAGAGACAGAGGAAGGGGACUCACAAGGGUUGGGGUCGGGUAUUACUCCAAUGGAGGUGUUUGUGAAGGAGGAACCCAUUGCUCUUCCAACGGUUGGUGAUGACAUGGCACAGCAUCAGCCACAGGCGCAGACUGUAGGAUCUAAAGUUUCCGCUGCAAGAACUCCAUCAGUGGACAUUCAGACUGUGAAGCCUCGCCUGCUCAUGCUGACGACGAGCAGUACCACCAGUACGAUCGCUACAACACUCAGGGAUGAGACAAGAGCCACGCCCUCUCCUGUGGUAACGCAGAGAACAGACCAGACGGAAGAAUUAACAGAUGAACUGGCAACAACUGACACCUCCACGGACAGAGUUGGUCCAAAGCGGGGCUCUGCUGCUGUGACGUUACCCCAGUCCACAUCUGAUGCCACUGGCUCUACUGAGAAGCACACAGAGAUGGCAGGACAGCCAGUUACUGCUAAUAUCCAGAAGAGUUCACACACAAACACCACAACACUGCAAGUGACAAACACAUCUGCAAGUGAUGUGGUCACCACCACUAGACGGGAGGCCAUGAGAGCGUCCUCCACAACGGCCGCCCAGCUCAGCAAAACAGCACAACUGGGAAGACAGUCAACAAGCACAACUGUGCAGUCAUCAAGAACGGGUUCUUCUCUCUUUCUUGCCACCAGCGUUGUGCCUGCCACCCGGACAAGGUUUGGCCCCACAUAUCAGACUGGUAUUGUUCAGAGGAACCACUCUCGUCUCCAGAUAAAUCCCAAACAAUCUCCCCACUCCACAUAUAACCCAGUCCCCUCUCCCAGUCCCCAUCCUUCCACUAACAGCACACUCCUUUACUGGGGUGAUCUGAGCCGUACACUGGCUAUCGCCUGGGAACUGCAUGUCUACGGUUCAGCAAGCCUCUUCCUCCUCCUGUUUGCUGGAGCUGCCCUUGGCCUCACUCUCUCACCUGGCGCAAACUGUCCUCAUCGGGGUGCUCUUGCACUUGCCAAUGCUCUGUUGUUUCUGGCCGGAGGCCUUAGAGCAGCCCUGUUCCUCAUCGACCCCUAUGGCACACGAAAAUUCCUCCCUCGAUCGGCAGUUUCAGCCCUCUACAACUUGCCUCUGCACCUUCUGGUGUGGACCCAAGCUGCCCUGGCACUGCUGGCAUUGAGGGUGGCAGGAGUAAGUGUGUUACCUCCAACCAUGGAGCGUCCUCCUCUGGUGGCCGUGUUAGCUGUGUUGCAGUGUACCCUGCUGCUGGCCACUGAUCUGCUGUCCCCAGCCCUGUCUCCUGUGGUGCCCGUCACCCUACAGGUCCUGUCCCUUUGCUGGGGCCUCGCUCUCUGUUUGGGCUUUCUCUUUUAUGUCUUCCCACGUAUACGCUGCCCCCACCCAGGGUUACCUGAAGAGACCAGAAGGAAGGCUUGGACAGGGAGCAGUAGAACGGGUGUGAUUCUGGGGAGAGUGCUUGCAGUGUGUGCAGUUCUGGGUGCGCUGUGUUGUGGGUUGCAUGUCCAUGCUACCUUGUGGCUCUAUGGACUGCUGGGAGACUGGACGCGCUUCAACUGGGGAUGGUGGCUGGUGCAUUUCUGGGCCCGGCUCCUCGAGUUGGCCUGGGGCUUCUCCCUCUUACUCCUGGGAUCCUGGGUGUUCUGGAGGCCUCAAGGUUGCCGGGGAAGGGAGGAAGGUGGACAGAAUGGCAGAUCAGCAGGAGACCUGCCAUCACCUGGACCUUCUGUAGGUUCUUCUCAAAGACACACCUGCUGGUCCAAGAUAGUCCAGAGCUUAAGAGGGAAGCCCUGUAAAAAAUCUGACAGCAAUGGUGUGGGAGGAGGAGGAGCUGGGGAGGUGCCUAACAACUGGGCUGGUCAGGAGCGUCCUGGGGCUGACAUCAGCAAGAGUCUGAUUAGGAACCAGAACCACGAACAGACCAUUGCUCAGCCACGCUGCAUCAAGGACAGCAACCGGGGCCGCAACCAUAGGGGCCACUCUGCCGAACGAGGCAUAUCCGACGGCUCGACCGGCUCCUUGCUGAGGCUGCAGGCGUUUGGACGCCCUCCACAGCGUUCAGUGAGCGGCAGUCUCGAUCAUGAUAGGGAUACUUCCCUGUCUCUCUGCGAGUUUGAUCUACGGCCCCCCUCGCCCAUCGAUCUGACACGAAGCAUCGACGCGGCAUUGAACAGAGAACACCUGCUUGGAGGAGGAAGCCUGUUUCAUCCUUUCAACCAACCCUCACAAACCCCUUCCCCGGGAUCAGAUGUCAGCCAGGGCCCCUGGCUCCGCAGGAACAGUGAUCCUCAGUUGCUUUCUGAGAGCAGCGAUGCCCAAACCGAGUCUUCCAUGCCUCUCGGGGGCAGUGUUCUCAGCAGCGUGCCCAGCAGGCAAGUGACUGCUCCCCCAACACCGUCCCAUCAGGGUCACAGGUGGGCUGGGAAUGGGGUAGGAAGCGUCCCCUCGUCAGUGUCCUGCCCUGUGUCACUUCGCCCCUCCAGAACAUCAACAGGGCACCUGGGGGAGGACGGAGUGGACGACACACGGCCGUUUAUAACCCCGGACUCUGAGAGGGCACGAGGGAGAGCUGGGAGGCCGGCCGGGUCACGCAGCUACUUGGAAGUCAGUCGACAUGACGACUCUGCCAGUGUCAGCAGUGAAAUCAUUGACCUAUGAAAAAGACCUUGGACAUGAGGACUAAUGACUGCACAUAAUCCAUUAAACAAACUGUUUUUAAGCGAGACCUAAGAAAAUAUCAGGAUAAUUCAUUCAUUGAACUGCCUAAAAUGUAUCAUUUUGAGAGGUGGGAAAAUAUGAAUAAGAUGUGAAGACAAACUUAAACAGUAUGUCUCUUAUCUUAAUAAUAAAAGGUCUGACUACUGCGCAGAACAGAGAUGGUAAAGAAAAUGUUUCAGUGGAAGCAAAACUGGGAGAUAAAGCACAUGUGAGCAACACAGCACAUUCUUUUCAAGUCUUUCUCACACACACGAGAAAGUUCUUGUUCUUGUCUGUACGACACUGGGAUAACUUCAAGUACACUGGGACCACACAUACAUUUCCACAGUGGCUCAUUAGGAGGCCCAUGCUUGUGAUUGGCUUCAGAGUAAUGAAAAAGAAAUGGGUUUAUAUCGUCAGUUCUUUGUCUUGGAACAAAUUUCGUAACACUAGGUUUAAAGGGUAAAAUGCAACAAUGGCUCCAAGUGUCUGUCGUUCCCAUUUCUUCUGUAACAAUGUUGGAAAAAAAAAAAAGUCGCUUCCAUAGCGUUUGUUCACUGAUUUCCAUAUUUCUCUUUGCGUUGUGAUGUAAAGAUGUGCCAUACAUAAUCAUGAUUGGUUUCUGUGCUAUUUUUAAGGCUUCUGUAACCUCAUUAUUUAGGUUAACUCCCUGUAGUCUUAGCAUCAGCAUCAUAGUGACUCAGCUGCAGAUAAGCUCUUAACUUGCUGCUGCUGUGGUACUCAUCCUGUUCGCCGUGUAUGUUAAAACUGGUGACAUAAAGAGGCAGCCAGAGACACAGUUGAGAUGAGGAUGCAUGCUUACAUAUGAAACCGCUGCUGAGGCAUUUAGCAUUUAAAGAAACUAGGAGAAGUCGAACUGAAAUACACUUUUGAGGUUGAUACAUUUCAUUGUUAAUUUACAGCAGGACCAAGCUUUUGCAACCAAUAAUAACGCAUAACCUGAAUGCAUCUUUGCAGUCUGAGUAAGAAUAAUAAAUAUACUUGUAAUCCUAUCAGUUGCAUUGAAUCAAACGGUUCCAUAUCUAAUUAAAUGUUGCACAGCUUUGCAGGGCUGCAACAUGCAAGUCUGGCUUGGCAUGAACCCCAGAACUCUUAUACUAGACCUAACUCAGUAACAGAGCACUUAACUGUAAGCCUGAGCACUAGACUGAAGUAUUUUAUUACUUAAGAGGAAAAUAUCUUUCAAAUAUGUGAUGUAUAAGCAACAAUGUAAAUACUGUUAUUUUUGAUGUUCAUGAAUAAAGACGUAUUGAAACAUAGUCAUAGCUGUUACUGUGAAAGACAAUCUUAAGUGGUAUUGCUUACGUGUCUGAGCUGUGCAGACAGUUGAUGCUAUUUUGACGUCAGAUUGUGUCCUGUUUAGGACAUGCAGAGCUGUGACAGUUGAUACCUGACCGCAGAAGAGUAUGUCAAGGACUUUCUGGGCUGUGCUCAGGACUGUGAUAAAAUGCUGCAGGUAUUGCUAAAUGUAUAGUUUAUGGUCGAGAUCUCUUGCUUUCUGCUUCAUGAUUUUUGUCAUUAACUGACCAUAAAUGUAUUGGAAAAUGAGUCUUUUAAUUCACUUUCAACUGUUCUGAUCCUGAAAAGGCCCUGUGGCUCUGUCUAAUAUUUAUUUUUUUAAAAAGAGAGACUUGCUGUCUUAACAUUGACAUUGAUUACUGAAAUGCUAGCGCUUUCUUGGAAUGUAGUUUCAGUACCGUAAUAACAAAGUCCCAUUUCAAGGUGGAAAAAGAGAUUUGGAAUAAUACCUAGUCAUGCCUCGUUCCUGGUAAGAUCUAGUCCAUUACUUAUUUUCCAGCUGUCACCUCAGGGUGACUUGCAGUACCUCCCAGUGAUGUGAGAUGCUUGACUUGUUUAGUAUUUACAGUACAGUGGCCUUUUGUUGCUAUCCACAUUCCAAUGAGCCUGUAUGAUUUCACUGUAUCGAUACCAUUACCUGUUUUACUCCAUGGCCACCGCGGCUCCUCCAUCCCACAUACUCUCUGUUGUGGAACUUCUGUAAUAAAAGUGAAUUCUAAAAGAG
Messenger RNA from Mugil cephalus (flathead mullet), 7055 nucleotides. RefSeq names its product proline-rich transmembrane protein 3. Bases 1808 to 4972 code for a protein of 1054 amino acids. The record is from RefSeq and is a predicted model, not a curated record. Lineage: Eukaryota; Metazoa; Chordata; Actinopteri; Mugiliformes; Mugilidae. The transcript has 4 exons.